AGAUCGCUUGAGUUGUAUAGAUCGCUCUCAUUUUUUUCGCUGUUUUAAACGUUAUAAAAACUAAUAUAAAAGUUUGUAAUAUAAUCGAGUGGUAGAUAAUUCAUUUAUCUUUCGGUUUUCAAGUACUUUUUGAGUUGCAAUCAAUUAUCAAUCUCAAAUUUUGAAAUAUUCGAGGUGACAAAGAUAUCUGUACUCCUAACCUAGAAGUGCAGAAAAACAUUCAAUAGGCCAAUAUUUAAUAACAUUUUACAUAAAAUGGCUGGACAUAACGAUACAUAUCGUCGAGAUAGAGAUCGUCGUAGACAUCCUCGAAAUUACGACAAUGAAUCAAAUCGAAGAGACAAAUAUCAUGAGAGGUACAACAAACUCAAAGAUAGGAACUCUAGAAGUCUAUCACCUUGUCGAAGAGAUCGUUCUCAUUAUAGAGAUGAAGAAAAACCAAAAAGAUUUAAAUACGACGAUAGAAGACAUAAUGAUGAUUUUAAAAAUACUAAAAAUCAUCAAAAUAAAUUUGAUAUGAAAAUUAAAAAAGAAUCUUUUUCUCCUGAAUGGGGGAGUAAAUCCAAAGAUUCAGAUAAAAAGUCAAAUACAAAACCACAAGAAAAAGAAAAGCCAAGUUUUGCAUUAUCUGGAAAAUUGGCUGAAGAUACAAACACUAUCAAUGGAGUCGUAAUAAAAUAUUCUGAACCAGAUGAUGCCAAAAAGCCAAAGAAACGUUGGCGUUUAUAUCCAUUUAAAGGCGAAAAAGAACUGCCAGUUCUUCAUAUUCAUAGACAAUCUGCUUAUUUAAUGGGAAGAGAUCGUAAAAUUGCGGAUAUUCCUCUGGAUCAUCCAUCGUGUUCAAAACAGCAUGCAGUUUUACAAUUCAGAAUUGUUCCAUUUACCAGAGAGAAUGGUAGUCAAGGACGACGAAUUCGUCCAUAUUUAAUUGACUUGGAUUCUGCCAAUGGAACUUUUGUCAAUAAUGUAAAAUUGGAAGGAAGGAGAUAUCAUGAACUGUUGGAGCGAGAUGUCCUGAAAUUUGGAUAUAGCACCCGGGAGUAUGUGUUGCUACAUGAACAUAGCAAAGAUGAUGAGGCUGAUGAUGACUUACCAGUAUCCAGUGAAACAUAGAAGAGAUGUAUAUAUGUUAUUUAAUUUAUAUUUUUAUUAAAAAUAUAAUGAGAAUAAACGUUGUAAUAUUAUGAAAAAA
Chelonus insularis is the source of this 1192-nucleotide messenger RNA. Its product is annotated as smad nuclear interacting protein 1-like. Lineage: Eukaryota; Metazoa; Arthropoda; Insecta; Hymenoptera; Braconidae. The coding region runs from base 256 to 1113 and encodes 285 amino acids. The transcript has a single exon. Gene Ontology annotation, cellular component: nucleus. Gene Ontology annotation, biological process: miRNA processing. Gene Ontology annotation, molecular function: mRNA binding; protein binding. The record is from RefSeq and is a predicted model, not a curated record.